This is a messenger RNA of Tripterygium wilfordii, 1465 nucleotides long. RefSeq names its product WRKY transcription factor 71-like. The transcript has 3 exons. The record is from RefSeq and is a predicted model, not a curated record. NCBI's taxonomy places the organism in Eukaryota, Viridiplantae, Streptophyta, Magnoliopsida, Celastrales, Celastraceae. Gene Ontology annotation, molecular function: sequence-specific DNA binding; DNA-binding transcription factor activity. The coding region runs from base 132 to 1133 and encodes 333 amino acids. Gene Ontology annotation, biological process: regulation of DNA-templated transcription.
UUUUGUUUUUCUUCUAUUAUAUAUACAAAGGAAAAGACCCACAAACAAAUCUCUCAGCCACAAGAACCCAAAACCCCUAAUUAAGAGAGAAAUUGAACCUCUCCUCCUCCUCCUCCUCCUCCUGGUCCUCCAUGUCUGAUGAACCAAGAAAUCUCUACUAUGAUUCUCCAUAUUUUCACAACAAUGAUGUUCAUAGUAUUAAUAGUGGGUUAGGUAUGUACACUUCUAGCAAGCCUCUUGGUUUAUCAUCAUCAUCAUCAACAUAUGGUGCACCACAAGGGUUUGGUUCUUCAUCAUCACCAACAAGCUUCAGUGAGUGCUUGCAUGGAUCCAUGGACUACAAUUCACUGGCAAAAGCCUUCGGCUUGUCUCCAUCGUCGUCGUCUGAAGUGUUCUCAUCCACCACAGAAGGAGAUCAAACCAAGCCUAUUAUUGAAAUUGAAAACAUUCCAGCUACCCCUAAUUCCUCAGCCUCCUUCUCUUCUUGUGAAGCUGGUGGUGAUGAUGAGAAGAAAGAUCAAAAGCAGCAACCAGAGUCAGAGAACUUAGAUGGAGAGGAAUGCUCUAAGAAAGUGAACAACAAGGGGAAGAAGAAAGGAGAGAAGAAGGAAAGAGAGCCACGUUUUGCUUUCAUGACUAAAAGUGAAGUUGAUCAUCUAGAAGAUGGUUAUAGAUGGAGAAAAUAUGGACAGAAGGCAGUCAAGAACAGUCCUUAUCCUAGAAGCUACUACCGGUGCACCACUCAGAAAUGCAAGGUUUUGAAGAGAGUGGAGAGGUCAUUUGAAGAUCCAUCGACUGUGAUUACAACAUAUGAAGGACAACACAACCAUCCAGUACCAACAACACUCAGAGGAAAUGCUGCUGCCAUGUUUGCACCUUCAAUCCUUACACCGUCUCCGAUUUUCGGCGGACCGAGCAAUUAUCCUCAUCAUCAUCAAGAGUUCUUGUUUCAGUUCCCUUCAAUGAGUAACCAAGGCGGUGGCGGCCGCGGUGCAACUAAUUCUGCUUAUCAUCAUCAACAGAAUGUGAAUAAUCCUCUCCAGCAAUACCACCCUCAUCAAGUUGCUUCUUCUCAUGACUAUGGACUUCUUCAAGAUAUGUUCCCCUCCAUGUUCCCCAAACAAGAGCCAUGAAGACUAGCUAGACCCUCCUUUUCUCUUAUAAAUCUUUAAUAUUGUACAUAUAUAUAUAUAUACAGAGAUAAUAUAUAUGUAUUUUUGAAGUGCAAUUGGAUUCCCAGAACAUAGUGGAUGCAUGAGAGAAGACUGGUUGCUGGUGGGUUUUUUUUUGAAAAAACCUAGUUAAUUAGCUUAAUUAAUACUGCUGAAGAACUGCAUGUGUUAUUGUACUAAAAUGUAGUCCAUGGUGCAUUGGUGCUUUUUUUUUUAUGAGUUUAAUGGAAUUGAGAGAUCAUUUUAUUGGAUUGUAACUCUUCACGAACAUAUAUAUUCUUGUUUAUUUUCCA